Messenger RNA from Cololabis saira (Pacific saury), 16987 nucleotides. It is a transcript of the gene ryr1b, whose product is annotated as ryanodine receptor 1b (skeletal). The transcript is spliced from 102 exons. The record is from RefSeq and is a predicted model, not a curated record. Gene Ontology annotation, cellular component: Z disc; sarcolemma; sarcoplasmic reticulum membrane. The coding region runs from base 104 to 15313 and encodes 5069 amino acids. Gene Ontology annotation, molecular function: ryanodine-sensitive calcium-release channel activity; protein binding. Gene Ontology annotation, biological process: intracellular calcium ion homeostasis; calcium ion transmembrane transport. NCBI's taxonomy places the organism in Eukaryota, Metazoa, Chordata, Actinopteri, Beloniformes, Belonidae.
AGGACGGAGGGAGAGAAGGAGCUGAACGUCUGAACCCUGACGGCAGAGAAUAGCAGGAUUUUGUCUUUCCUCCUGAGGAGCUGCCAGUAACCCUCGGUGGACGAUGGCCGAAGGAGGAGAGGGAGAAGAGGAGAUCCAGUUCCUGCGGACGGACGACCAGGUGGUGCUGCAAUGCACGGCGUCCGUCAUGAAGGAGCAGCAGAUUAAGUUAUGUCUGUCGUGCGAGGGCUUCGGGGACCGCCUCUGCUUCCUGGAGACCACGUCCAACGCCCAGAAUGUGCCGCCGGACCUGGCCAUAUGUUCCUUCAUCCUGGAGCAGUCGCUCUCGGUCCGAGCCCUGCAGGAGAUGCUGGCCAACACAGUGGAUAUGACCGAGUCGUCUCAAGGUGGAGGUCACCGCACCUUGCUGUACGGUCACGCCAUCCUGCUGAGGCACCACCACUCGGGCAUGUACCUGAGCUGCCUGACUACAUCCCGAUCCCUGACAGACAAGCUAGCCUUCGACGUGGGCCUGCAGGAGGACUCCAUCGGUGAGGCGUGCUGGUGGACCAUCCAUCCAGCCUCCAAGCAGAGGUCAGAAGGUGAGAAGGUCCGGGUGGGAGAUGACCUGAUCCUCGUCAGCGUGUCUUCUGAGAGAUACCUGCAUCUGUCCUACGCCAGCGGGGACCUGAUGGUGGACGCCUCCUUCAUGCAGACGCUGUGGAACAUGAACCCCAUCUGCUCGGGGUGUGAACUAGCCGAGGGGUUUCUGACGGGAGGUCACGUGCUCAGGCUGUUCCACGGCCACAUGGACGAGUGCCUGGCCAUCUCCACGCCGGAGGAGGGAGAGGAGAAGCGCAGGAUGGCUCACUACGAAGGCGGCGCCGUGUGCAGUCAGGCCCGGUCCCUGUGGAGGCUGGAGCCCCUCCGGAUCAGCUGGAGCGGCAGCCACAUGAAGUGGGGGCAGUCCUUCCGAAUCCGCCACAUAACCACGGGCCGGUACCUGUGCCUGGACGAGGAGAAGGUCCUGGUGGUGGUGGACCCGGAGAAGGCCAACACCAAGCUGUCGGCCUUCUGCUUCCGGGCUUCCAAGGAGAAGGUGGACGUGGCCCAGAAGCGGGACGUGGAGGGGAUGGGCAUCCCGGAGAUCAAGUACGGAGAGUCCAUGUGCUUCGUCCAGCACGUGUUCACGGGCCUGUGGCUCACCUACGCCGCCCUGGACGCUAAAGCCGCCCGUCUGGGGAUGAUGAAGAGACGGGUCAUUCUGCAUCAGGAGGGUCACAUGGACGACGCGCUGACGGUGUCGCGCUCGCAGACCGAAGAGUCUCAGGCUGCGCGGAUGAUUUUCAGCACCACGGGCCUCUUCAGGCAGUUCAUCAAGGGGCUGGACUCCCUGAACGCCAAGAGCAAGUCUCCCAACCCUGCGUCGCUCCCCCUGGAGGGGGUCAUCCUCUCUCUGCAGGAUCUCAUCUUCUACUUCCGCCCACCGGAGGAGGAGCUGGAGCACGAGGAGAAACAGACCAAGCUGCGCUCGCUCCGCAACCGGCAGAACCUCUUCCAGGAGGAGGGCAUGAUCACCAUCGUGCUGGAGUGCAUCGACCGCCUCAACGUCUACAACACGGCCGCACACUUCUCCGAGUUCGCCGGGGAGGAGGCGGCCGAGUCCUGGAAGGAGAUCGUCAACCUGCUCUACGAGCUGCUGGCUUCGUUGAUCCGGGGGAACCGGUCCAACUGCGCGUUGUUCUGCGACAACCUGGACUGGCUGGUCAGCAAGCUGGACCGUCUGGAGGCGUCCUCAGGGAUUCUGGAGGUGCUGUACUGCGUCCUCAUCGAGAGCCCCGAGGUUCUGAACAUCAUCCAGGAGAACCACAUCAAAUCCAUCAUCUCUCUUCUGGACAAGCACGGCCGGAACCACAAGGUGCUGGAUGUCCUGCGCUCUCUCUGCGUGUGCAACGGUGUCGCUGUGAGGUCCAACCAGAACCUGAUCACUGAGAACCUGCUGCCGGGUCGGGAGCUGCUGCUGCAGACCAACAUCGUGAACUACUCCACCAGCAUGAGGCCCAACAUCUUCCUGGGCACUUGCGAGGGCUCCACCCAGUACAAGAAGUGGUACUUCGAGGUGAUGGUGGACCACGUGGAGCCCUACGUGACGGCGCAGGCCUCCCACCUGCGGGUGGGCUGGGCCAUGACCGAGGGCUUCAGCCCGUACCCCGGCGGGGGGGAGGGCUGGGGCGGCAACGGCGUGGGAGACGACCUGUACUCCUACGGCUUCGACGGGCUGCACCUGUGGUCGGGUACGGUGGCCCGCCAGGUGGCGUCCCCCGGUGCUCACGCCCUGGCGGCGGACGACGUCGUCAGCUGCUGCCUGGAUCUGAGCGUGCCCAGUAUCUCCUUCCGGAUCAACGGCCACCCGGUCCAGGGCAUGUUUGAGAACUUCAACGUGGACAGCCUCUUCUACCCCGUCAUCAGCUUCUCCGCCGGAGUCAAGGCUCGUUUCCUUCUCGGUGGUCGCCACGGCGAGUUCAAGUUCAUGCCGCCGCCAGGCUACGCACCCUGCUACGAGGCCGUCCUGCCGAGGGAGCGGCUGCGCAUCGAACCCAUCAAGGAGUACAAGCACGACUGCAGCGGCGUGCGCAGCCUGCUGGGCCCGUCGCAGUCCCUGACGCACACGUCGUUCACGCCGUGCCCCGUGGACACGGUUCAGAUCGUGUUGCCGCCCCACCUGGAGCGGAUCCGGGAGAGGCUGGCGGAGAACAUCCACGAGCUCUGGGCCAUCACCCGCAUCGAGCAGGGCUGGACCUACGGACUCUUCAGGGACGACAACAAAAAGCUGCACCCCUGUCUGGUGCACUUCCUGAGUCUGCCCGAGCCGGAGAGGAACUACAACAUGCACAUGUCCGGCGAAACGCUCAAGACGCUCCUGGCCUUGGGUUGUCAUGUUGGUAUGGGUGACGAGAAGGCGGAGGAGAACCUCAAGAAGACCAAGCUGCCCAAAACCUACAUGAUGAGCAACGGCUACAAGCCCGCCCCCCUCGACCUCAACCACGUCAAACUGACACCCAACCAGAACCAGCUGGUGGAGAAACUGGCGGAAAAUGGACACAACGUGUGGGCGAGGGACCGGGUCCGCCAGGGAUGGACCUACAGCAUCGUGCAGGACAUCAUGAACAAGCGAAACCCUCGUCUGGUACCGUACAACCUGCUGGACGAGAGGACGAAGAAGACCAACCGCGACAGCGUCAACAACGCUGUCCGCACCCUCAUCGGCUACGGCUACAACAUCGAGCCCCCGGAUCAAGAGAGCACGGGCCACGGCCACGAGACGACCCCCGGGGACAAGGUCCGGAUCUUCAGGGCGGAGAAGUCCUUCGCCGUCACCCAGGGGAAGUGGUACUAUGAGUUUGAGGCGGUGACGACGGGGGAGAUGAGGGUGGGCUGGGCUCGCCCCAGCGUCCACUCCGACACCGAGCUGGGGGCGGACGAACUCGCCUACGUCUUCAACGGCAACAAGGCUCAGAGGUGGCACAUCGGCAACGAGCCGUUCGGGCGGCAGUGGCAGCCCGGAGACGUGGUCGGGUGUAUGAUCGACCUGACGGAGAUGAACAUCAUGUUCACGCUCAACGGGGAGAUGCUGAUCAGCGACUCCGGCUCGGAGAUGGCGUUCAAAGACAUUGAAAUCGGGGAAGGGUUCAUCCCUGUGUGCGCCCUCGGCCUGUCCCAGGUCGGCCGGAUAAACCUGGGCCAGAACGUCAGCAGCUUGGGGUAUUUCGCCAUCUGUGGCCUCCAGGAAGGAUUCGAACCGUUCGCCAUCAACAUGAAGCGAGACAUUACCAUGUGGUUCAGUAAAAGUUUGCCCCAGUUCGUGCCGGUGCCCACCGACCACAAAAACAUCGAGGUGUCCCGCGUGGACGGGACGGUGGACAGCGCGCCCUGCCUGAAGCUGACCCACAAGACCUUCGGCUCGCAGAACGCCAACACCGACAUGAUGUUCCUGCGGCUCAGCAUGCCGGUCCAGUUCCACGAGACGUUCAAGGUCCCGGCCGGCACCACGCCCCUCACCCGGGCCCUCACCAUCCCCGAGGAGGAGGUGGUGGUGGUGGAGCCCGACUCCGAGUUCGAGGUGCUGAAGAAGUCGGCCAGCCGCAAGGAGCAGGAGGAGGACAAGAAGGAGGCGUCCAUGCCCAAGGAGGUCUCCCCGGAGAACGAGAAGGACGCGGCGUCGGAGAAGGGAAAGAAAAGAGGGUUCUUCUCCAAAGCGAAGAAGGCGGCCAUGACCGGCCCCCUGGCGCCUCCUCCCGCCCCCCCGACGGUGCCGCGGCUGGUGGAGGACGUCGUCCCCGACGACAGAGACGACCCCGAGAUCAUCCUCAACACCACCACGUAUUUCUACUCGGUGAGGAUCUUUGCCGGCCAGGAGCCGUCGGGCGUCUGGAUUGGUUGGGUCACCCCCGACUACCACCAGUUCGAUCCCAACUUUGACCUCUCCAAAGUUCGCAACGUGACGCUCACCGUGGGAGACGACCGAGGAAACAUCCACGACAGUAUGAAGCACAGCAACUGCUACAUGGUGUGGGGGGGGGACCUGGUGAGCAACCAGCAGACCCGCUUCAGCCAGGAGGACAUGGUGGUGGGCUGCCUGGUGGACCUGGACACGGGGCUCAUGACCUUCACGGCCAACGGGAAGGAGAUCAACACCUUCUACCAGGUGGAGCCCAACACCAAACUGUUCCCCGCGGUCUUCAUUCAGCCGACCAAUCAGAACAUGGCGCAGCUGGAGCUCGGCAAACUCAAGAACAUCAUGCCGAUCUCGGCGGCGAUGUUCCGCAGCGAACGCAACAACCCCGUCCCCCAGUGCCCCCCCAGGCUGGACGUGCAGAUGCUGACGCCGGUCAUCUGGAGCCGCAUGCCCAACCAGUUCCUCAGUCCGGAGGUGGAGCGGGUGAGCGAGAGGCUGGGCUGGAUGGUGGAGUGCACCGAACCCCUCACCAUGAUGGCGCUGCACAUCCCUGAGGAGAACCGGUGCAUCGACAUCCUGGAGCUUUCCGAGCGCCAGGACCUCAUGAAGUUCCACUACCACACGCUCAUGCUGUACUGCGCCGUGUGCGCGCUGGGCAACAACCGCGUGGCUCACGCGCUGUGCAGCCACGUGGACGAGUCGCAGCUGUUCUACGCCAUCGAGAACACCUACCUGCCGGGGCCGCUGCGCAGCGGCUACUACGACCUGCUCAUCAGCAUCCACCUGGAGUCGGCCAAGCGCGCCCGCCUGGGCACCAACAGGGAGUUCAUCGUGCCCAUGACCGAGGAGACGCUCAGCAUCCACCUGUAUCCCGACAUGAACAAGUCCCACUCCCUCCCCGGCGUCGGCCUCACCACCUGCCUGCGGCCAAAGCUGCAUUUCUCAUCCAUCAACUUUGUUGGCACCGACCCGGAUUUGUACACCCUCAGCCCCAUCUUCCCUCUACAGGAGCUGAAGACCAUCAGCAUCAGCAUGCUGACGGAGGCGGUGCUGGACGGCAGCCAGGCCAUGCGUGACCCCGUCGGGGGCAGCGUGGAGUUCCACUUCGUGCCCAUCCUGAAGCUCAUCAGCACGCUGCUCAUCAUGGGCAUCUUCAACGACGAGGACAGCAAGCACAUCCUCAAGAUGAUCGACCCCAGCGUCUUCAGCGGGAAGGAAGACGCCGAGGAGGCCGACGCUGCCAAAGCUGGCGAGGGCGAAGGCGCAGAAGAGAAGGAGGAGGAAACUGAAGACGAAGCUGACACUGAGCUGGAGGAUGAGGGCGUAGGUGACGAGGAGGACGAGGAGCUAAAACAGCUGGAGAAAGUGGAGGAUGACGGAAAAGUGACGGGGCAUAGAGAGGAGCGAAAAGAGGAGAAGGAAGAGGGGGAAGAAGCCAAAGAGGGUAAAGUAGACGGAGAGAAAGCAGAGGAAGAGAAGGAGGAAGAGGCACAUGAGGCAGAAUUGAAAGAGGAAGAAGAGGGUCUGGAGGAAGGGCUGCUCCAGAUGAAGCUGCCGGAGUCGGUGAAGCUGCAGAUGUGCACGCUCCUGCAGUACUUCUGCGACUGCGAGCUCAGACACAGGGUGGAGGCCAUCGUGGCCUACUCAGACAAGUUCAUGCAAGACAUCCAGAAAAACCAGCGCGUGCGCUACAACCUGCUGAUGAGAGCCUUCACCAUGUCGGCGGCCGAGACGGCACGCAAGACCCGCGAGUUCCGCUCCCCGCCGCAGGACCAGGUUCUGUUGCUGACCAACUUCAAACAUGAGGAUGAAGACUGUCCGGUUCCUGAGGAGGUCCGGGACACUCUGGCGCUUUUCCAUAAUGACCUUUUGCUCCACUGCGGUAUACACAUUGAGGAGGAGGCGGAGGAGGAGGAGGUGGACGCCUCACUGGGAGGCAGACUGCUCAGUCUGGUUGAGAAGGUGAAGAGCUUGCGCAAGAAGAAGGAGGAGGAGGAGAAGCCAGAGGUUGAGGAAGAACCAAAACCCAGCACGCUGCAGGAGCUCAUCUCCCACACCAUGAUCCACUGGGCCCAGGAGUCGUUCGUCCAGAACCCCGAGCUGGUGCGUCUGAUGUUCAGCCUGCUCCACCGGCAGUACGACGGGCUCGGCGAGCUGAUCCGAGCUCUGCCCAAGGCCUACGCCAUCAACGCCGUGUCUGUCCAAGACACCAUGGACCUGCUCGAGUGUCUGGGACAGAUCCGCUCGCUUCUCAUCGUCCAGAUGGGCCCUGAAGAGGAGCGCCUCAUGAUCCAGAGCAUCGGGAACAUCAUGAACAACAAGGUGUUCUACCAACACCCCAACCUGAUGAGAGCUCUUGGUAUGCAUGAGACGGUCAUGGAGGUGAUGGUCAAUGUGCUCGGCGGAGGAGGAGACUCAAAGGAGAUUCGGUUCCCCCAGAUGGUCACCAACUGCUGCCGCUUCCUGUGUUACUUCUGUCGUAUCAGCCGGCAGAACCAGCGCGCCAUGUUCGACCACCUGAGCUACCUGCUGCAGAACAGUGGCAUCGGUCUGGGCAUGCGCGGGUCCACCCCCCUGGAUGUAGCUGCCGCCUCCUGCAUUGACAACAACGAGCUGGCCUUGGCUUUGCAAGAACAGGAUCUGGAAAUGGUCGUGACGUAUUUAGCCGGCUGUGGACUGCAGAUGUGCCCAAUGCUCAUGUCCAAGGGCUACCCGGACAUCGGCUGGAACCCCUGCGGAGGAGAGCGAUACCUGGACUUCCUCCGCUUUGCCGUCUUCGUCAACGGGGAGAGCGUGGAGGAAAACGCCAACGUCGUGGUCCGCCUGCUCAUCCGGCGCCCCGAGUGCUUCGGCCCGGCCCUGCGAGGGGAGGGCGGCAACGGCCUGCUGGCUGCCAUGGAGGAGGCCAUCAAGAUCUCAGAGGACCCGGCUCGGGACGGGCCGACCGUGAAGAAAGACCGGCGGUUCAUGUUUGGCGGCGAGGAGCAGCACGAGGAGAACCGCGUGCACCUGGGAAACGCCAUCAUGUCCUUCUACUCAGCGCUGAUCGAUCUGCUGGGCCGCUGCGCCCCUGAGAUGCACCUGAUCCAAGCUGGUAAGGGUGAAGCUCUGAGAAUCAGGGCCAUUCUGAGGUCCCUGGUGCCCAUCGAGGACCUGGUGGGGGUCAUCAGCCUCCCCGUGCAGAUUCCUGCCUACGGCAAAGAUGGUCAGAUUAUUGAGCCAAAGAUGUCGGCCAGUUUCGUGCCGGACCACAAGGCGUCCAUGGUGCUGUUCCUGGACAGAGUGUACGGCAUCGACAACCAGGACUUCCUGCUGCACGUGCUGGAGGUCGGCUUCCUGCCGGACAUGAGAGCGGCGGCGUCUCUGGAUACGGCGGCGUUCAGCACGACGGAGAUGGCCCUGGCGCUGAACCGCUACCUCUGCUCGGCGGUGCUGCCUCUGCUCACCAAGUGCGCCCCGCUGUUUGCCGGGACGGACCACCGGGCCAUCAUGAUCGACUCCAUGCUGCACACCAUCUACCGGCUGUCCCGCGGCCGAGCGCUCACCAAGGCCCAGAGGGACGUGAUCGAGGAGUGCCUCAUGUCGCUCUGCAAGUAUCUGCGGCCCUCCAUGCUGCAGCAUCUGCUCCGACGGCUGGUGUUUGACGUCCCCAUCCUGAACGAGUACGCAAAGAUGCCUCUCAAGCUGCUGACCAAUCACUACGAGCGCUGCUGGAAAUACUACUGCUUGCCAAACGGAUGGGCCAACUUCGGCGUGACCUCAGAGGAGGAGCUGCAUCUUUCUCGGAAGCUCUUUUGGGGAAUCUUCGAGUCGUUGGCGCACAAGAAAUAUGAUGCAGAGCUCUUCAAGAUCGCCAUGCCCUGCCUGUGCGCCAUCGCGGGAGCCAUCCCUCCGGACUACGUGGACGCCAGCUACUCCUGUCACACCGAGAAGAAAGCCUCGGUGGACGCCGAGGGCAACUUCGACCCCAAGCCGGUGGAGACCACCAACACCAUCAUCCCAGAGAGGCUGGAUCCAUUCAUCAACAAGUACGCUGAGCACACUCACGACAAAUGGGCUUUUGAGAAGAUUCAGAACAACUGGACGUACGGGGAGGUGUUGGAUGACGAUGCAAAGACCCACCCGAUGCUGCGGCCGUACAAAACUUUCUCGGAGAAGGACAAGGAGAUCUAUCGCUGGCCCAUUAAGGAGUCGGUCAAAGCCAUGCUGGCGUGGGAGUGGACCCUAGAGAAGGCCCGCGAAGGGGAGGGAGAGAUCGAGAAGAAGGCCACCACCACUCAGAAGAUCUCCCAGACUGCUCAGGCCACCUACGACCCCAGCCACGGCUACAACCCCCAGCCCAUCGACAUCACCGCCAUGGCCCUGUCCAGGGAGCUGCAGUCCAUGGCGGAGCAGCUGGCGGAGAACUACCACAACACCUGGGGCAGGAAGAAGAAGCUGGAGCUGCAGACCAAAGGUGGGGGCACCCAUCCUCUGCUGGUGCCCUACGACACCCUGACGGCCAAGGAGAAGGCCCGAGACCGGGAGAAGGCCCAGGACCUGCUCAAGUUCCUCCAGCUCAACGGAUACGCCGUAACGAGGGGUCUGAAGGACAUGGAGCAGGACAUCUCCUCCAUCGAGAAGCGCUUCGCCUACGGAUUCCUCCAGAAACUGCUCAAGUGGAUGGACAUCGCCCAGGAGUUCAUCGCCCAUCUGGAGGCCGUGGUCAGCAGCGGCCGCGUGGAGAAGUCGCCGCACGAGCAGGAGAUUAAAUUCUUUGCCAAGAUCCUACUGCCGCUGGUGAACCAGUACUUCAAGAACCACUGCCUGUACUUCCUGUCCACCCCAGCCAAGGUGCUGGGCAGCGGGGGGCACUCGUCCAACAAGGAGAAGGAGAUGAUCGCCAGUAUCUUCUGUAAGUUGGCUGCCUUGGUGAGGCACAGAGUCUCUCUCUUUGGAACGGACGCGGGAGCCGUGGUCAACUGUCUGCACAUCCUCUCGAGGUCGCUGGACGCCCGGACGGUCAUGAAGUCCGGUCCUGAGAUCGUGAAGGCCGGCCUGCGCCAGUUCUUCGAGAGCGCCGCCGACGACAUCGAGAAGAUGGUAGAGAACCUGAAACUGGGCAAGGUGUCCAGCCGGAACCAGGUCAAGGGCGUCUCCCAGAACAUCAACUACACCACCGUGGCCCUGCUGCCGGUCCUCACCUCGCUGUUCGACCACAUCGCCCAGCACCAGUUCGGGGACGACGUCAUACUGGACGACUUGCAGAUCUCCUGCUACCGGCUCAUGUGCAGCAUCUACUCUCUGGGCACCGUGAAGACGCCUCACGUGGAGAAGCAGCGGCCGGCCCUCGGCGAGUGUCUGGCCCACCUGGCAGCCGCCAUGCCGGUGGCGUUUCUGGAGCCGGUGCUGAACGAGUUCAACUCCUUCUCCGUCUACACGACCAAGACGCCCCGAGAGAGAACCAUUCUGGGUCUGCCCAACCAGGUGGAGGAGCUGUGCCCGGACAUCCCCGAGCUGGAGGCCCUGAUGAAGGACAUCCACGACCUGGCCGAGUCGGGCGCCCGCUACACGGAGAUGCCCCACGUCAUCGAGAUCACGCUGCCCAUGCUGUGCAACUACCUGCCCCGCUGGUGGGAGCGCGGCCUGGAGAACUACCCCGACCUGGAGGGCGAGCUGUGCACCGCCGUCAUCUCCGACCAGCUCAACCAGCUGCUGGGCAGCAUCAUGAAGAUCGUGGUCAACAACCUGGGGAUCGACGAGGCGUCCUGGAUGAAGAGACUGGCAGUCUUUGCCCAGCCCAUCGUCAGCAGGGCCAAGCCCGACAUGCUCAAGUCCCACUUCAUCCCCACCAUGGAGAAGCUGAAGAAGCGCUCGUCCAAGGUGGUGGCGGAGGAGGAGCACCUGCGCAUGGAGGGCAAGACGGAGGUGGACAGCGAGAACGGGACCAUCCGCGACGAGUUUGCCGUGCUGUGCAGGGAUCUGUACGCCCUGUAUCCCCUGCUCAUCCGCUACGUGGACAACAACCGGGCGAGGUGGCUGACCUGCCCGGACUCCGACGCAGAAGACCUGUUCAGGAUGGUGGGAGAGGUCUUCAUCUUCUGGUCCAAAUCACACAACUUCAAGAGGGAGGAGCAGAACUUCGUGGUGAUGAACGAGAUCAACAACAUGUCCUUCCUCACGGCUGACAGUAAGAGCAAGAUGAGCAAGUCCGGAGACGCAGAGGCCGGCGGCUCGGAGCAGGAGCGGGCCAAGAAGAAGCGGCGGGGCGACCGCUACUCCGUGCAGACCUCCCUGAUCGUGGCGGCGCUGAAGAAGAUGCUUCCCAUCGGCCUCAACAUGUGCUCCCCCGCCGACCAGGAGCUCAUCAAUCUGGCCAAGAUCCGAUACUCACUGAAAGACACGGACGAGGAGGUGAGGGAGUUCUUACACAACAACCUGCACAUGCAGGGCAAGGAGGAGGACCCGGCCAUGCGCUGGCAGAUGUCUCUCUACAAGGAGAGGUCGGGGAAGGCAGAGGACGCCGAGGACCCAGAGAAGGUGGUGAAACGGGUGCAGGAGGUGUCGGCGGUCCUUUACCACAUCGACGUGACGGAGCAUCCCUUCAAGUCGAAGAAGAUGGUCUGGCACAAGCUGCUGUCCAAGCAGCGCCGCCGGGCCGUGGUGGCCUGCUUCAGGAUGACGCCGCUCUACAACAUCCCCACGCACAGAGCCAUCAACAUGUUCCUGGACGCCUACAAGCGCAACUGGCUGGAGACGGAGGGCUACUCGUUUGAGGACAAGAUGAUCGACGACCUGUCGAAAGCCUUGGAGGAAGAGGAGGAAGAGGAAGAGGAGACCGAGUCGAAACCCGACCCGCUUCAUCAGCUGAUCCUCCACUUCAGCCGCACGGCUCUCACGGAGAAGACGAAGCUGGAUCUCGACCAUCUUUACAUGUCGUACGCUGAUAUCAUGGCAAAGAGCUGCCACAUUGGUGAGGAGGACGAAGGGGGAGAGCAGGAGGGGGAGGAGCCAUCCUUUGAGGUGCGACAGACAGAGAUGGAAAAGGAGAUGGAGAAGCAGAGGCUUCUGUACCAGCAGUCCCGGCUGCACGACCGCGGCGCUGCAGAGAUGGUGCUGCAGAUGAUCAGCGCCUGUAAAGGGGAACCUGGAGCCAUGGUUUCCUCCACACUCAAGCUGGGAAUCUCCAUCCUCAACGGAGGCAACAGUGAUGUGCAGCAGAGGAUGCUGGAUUACCUGAAGGAUAAAAAGGACGUUGGAUUCUUCCUGAGCGUUCAGGCUCUGAUGCAGACCUGCAGCGUUUUGGAUCUGAAUGCGUUUGAGAGACAGAACAAGGCCGAGGGACUAGGGAUGGUUUCAGAAGAGGGAACUAAUGAGAAAGUGAUGGCGGAUGACGAGUUUACGUGCGACCUCUUCCGCUUCCUGCAGCUUCUUUGUGAAGGUCACAACAAUGAUUUUCAGAACUACCUGAGAACUCAGACGGGCAGCACCACCACCAUCAAUAUCAUCAUCUGCACUGUGGACUACCUGCUGCGGCUACAGGAGUCCAUCAGUGACUUCUACUGGUACUACUCAGGAAAAGACAUCAUUGAUGACCCCGGAAAGAGGAAUUUCUCUAAAGCAAUGACAGUCGCCAAGCAAGUCUUCAACAGCUUGACUGAGUACAUCCAGGGUCCGUGCACCGGGAACCAGCAGUCUCUGGCCCACAGCAGGUUGUGGGACGCUGUGGUGGGUUUCCUGCACGUCUUUGCUCACAUGAUGAUGAAACUUGCCCAGGACUCCAGUCAGAUCGGGCUGUUGAAGGAGCUGCUGGAUCUGCAGAAGGACAUGGUGGUGAUGCUUCUGUCCCUGCUUGAAGGGAACGUGGUCAAUGGCACCAUCGCCAGGCAGAUGGUGGACAUGCUGGUGGAGUCCUCCAGCAACGUGGAGAUGAUCCUCAAGUUCUUCGACAUGUUCCUGAAGCUCAAAGACAUCGUGGCGUCCGACGCCUUCCGCGACUACGUGACCGACCCACGCGGGCUCAUCUCCAAGAAGGACUUCUCCAAGGCCAUGGACAGCCAGAAGCAGUACUCCCCGUCGGAGAUCCAGUUCCUCCUCUCCUGCUCCGAGGCCGACGAGAACGAGAUGAUCAACUUUGAGGAGUUUGCCGACCGUUUCCAGGAACCGGCAAAGGACAUCGGUUUCAACAUCGCUGUGCUGCUCACGAACCUGUCCGAGCACGUGCCCCACGACACGCGCCUCCAGAACUUCCUGGAGCAGGCGGAGAGCGUGCUGAACUACUUCCGGCCGUUCCUGGGCCGCAUCGAGAUCAUGGGCGCCAGCAGGAAGAUCGAGCGCAUCUACUUCGAGAUCAGCGAGGCCAACCGCAACCAGUGGGAGAUGCCGCAGGUCCGGGAGUCCAAGCGGCAGUUCAUCUUUGACGUGGUCAACGAGGGCGGGGAGAGCGAAAAGAUGGAGAUGUUCGUCAACUUCUGCGAGGACACCAUCUUUGAGAUGAACAUCGCCGCGUCCAUCUCCGAGCCGGAGGGAGGCGGCGAGGAAGAGGACGACGAAGAUGGGGAGGAGGAGGGCGGAGGAGAUGAAUUAGUGUCCGGAGAUGGAGAGGAAGGCGGCGGGGAGGGCGAGGUGCCCGAGACGACGUCUGCUUUCGCCGAUUUCCUUAAGAGCGUGGUCAACUUCUUCAACAUGUUCACCUUCCGCAACCUGCGGCGCCGCUACCGCAAGCUCCGGAAGAUGACGGUGAAGGAGAUGGUGGUGGGACUGGCCACCUUCGUCUACACCGUGCUCAUGGGCAUCCUGAUAUUCGUGUACAACGUCUGCAAGGGCUUCUUCACGCUCAUAUGGAAGGCCUUGUUCGGAGGCGGCCUGGUGGAAGGCGCCAAGAAGAUGACGGUCACGGAGAUCCUGGCCAGCAUGCCAGAUCCCACUCAGGACGAGGUCCACGGGGACCUGCCACCUGAGCCGGGGGCCCGGGAGGUGCAGGACGCAGACGGGGGGCCGGACCACCUGGACACCAUCGGGGGAGAGGAGGAAGAGGAGGACGGCGAAGAAGGGGAAGCCGGACUGCCUGGUUUCGGCACCCCGGGGGGACUUGGAGAUUUUGGAGAGACCACGACAGAAGAGCCGCCGACCCCCGAGGGCACGCCGCUGCUGAAACGAAAACUGCUGGAGGCCGCAGUGGGGGAACCGGGGGAGGAGGAAAGACAUGAACCUGUAGAGGAGCCCCCCCAGGAGACGGAGAAGGCAGACAUGGAGAACGGAGAGAAGGCAGAGAAGGCGGAGAAGGCCGAGCCUGAGCCCGAGGUGCAGGAGGAGGAGCCCGAGCAGGAAGACGAGACCACCGUCAAGACCAAGUCGAAGAAGGACAAGAAGCCUGAGGAGGAAGGCUUCGAGCUCUGGAACGAGCUGGAGGUCCAGCGGAACAAGUUCAUGAACUAUCUCUCCCGCAACUUCUACAACCUCCGGUUCUUGGCCCUGUUCAUCGCAUUCGCCCUGAAUUUCAUCCUGCUCUUCUACAAGGUGUCCGACACGCCUCGAGGAGGCGAGGAGGACUUCGAGGGGUCCGGUCUCUUCGAGGGCUCGGGUCUGUUCGAAGGCUCCGGUGCCGAGGAGGAAGGUUCUGGUCUGGAGGAGGGAGGGGAGGACGAUGAGGAGGAGGGUCCCCUGUACUUCUUCCUGGAGGAGAGCACCGGCUACAUGGAGCCCACCUUGGCCUGCCUGGGCAUCAUCCACACCGUCAUCUCCUUCCUCUGCAUCAUCGGCUACAACUGCCUCAAGGUGCCUCUGGUCAUAUUCAAGCGAGAGAAGGAGCUGGCCAGGAAGCUGGAGUUCGACGGCCUCUAUGUGACGGAGCAGCCCGAGGACGACGACAUCAAGGGCCAGUGGGACCGGCUGGUGCUCAACACGCCGACGUUCCCCAACAACUACUGGGACAAGUUUGUGAAGAGGAAGGUUCUGGAUAAGUACGGGGACAUCUACGGCCGGGAGAGGAUCGCCGAGCUGCUGGGGAUGGACCUGGCCUCCCUGGACGUCAGCGCCAUGACGCGCGAGAAGAAGCCCGAGCCGGACACCUCCAUGUUCAGCUGGGUGACAUCGAUAGACGUCAAGUACCAGAUCUGGAAGAACGGUGUCGUGUUCACCGAUAAUACCUUCCUGUACCUGGUCUGGUACAUGCUGAUGUCUCUGCUCGGACACUACAACAACUUCUUCUUCGCCUGCCACCUGCUGGACAUCGCCAUGGGAGUGAAGACCCUGCGCACCAUCCUGUCCUCCGUCACCCACAACGGCAAACAGCUGAUGAUGACGGUGGGGCUGCUGGCCGUGGUCGUGUACCUCUACACCGUGGUCGCCUUCAACUUCUUCAGGAAGUUCUACAACAAGAGCGAGGACGAGGACGAGCCGGACAUGAAGUGUGACGACAUGAUGACGUGCUACCUGUUCCACAUGUACGUUGGCGUCCGUGCCGGCGGGGGCAUCGGGGACGAGAUCGAGGACCCGGCCGGAGACGAGUACGAGCUCUACCGAGUGGUCUUCGACAUCACCUUCUUCUUCUUCGUCAUCGUUAUCCUGCUGGCCAUCAUCCAGGGUCUGAUCAUCGACGCCUUCGGGGAGCUGAGAGACCAGCAGGAGCAGGUCCGGGAGGACAUGGAGACCAAGUGCUUCAUCUGUGGAAUCGGGAGCGACUACUUCGACACGACGCCACACGGCUUUGAGACGCACACCUUGGAGGAGCACAACCUAGCCAACUACAUGUUCUUCCUGAUGUAUCUCAUCAAUAAAGAUGAAACAGAACACACAGGACAAGAGUCGUACGUGUGGAAGAUGUACCAGGAGCGGUGCUGGGACUUCUUCCCGGCCGGAGACUGCUUCCGCAAGCAGUACGAGGACCAGCUGGGAUAACGUCCUCCGUGUCCCCGGAGGAGGAAGAGAGGAGCGGCGUUGGAGGGGAAACUCAGAGCGAGCUAAAGAUAGAUCCAGAUCUCACAACAUUUCUCUCGUCUGUUAAAGCUAUGCACACUUGGACUGCACUUUCAGCCGCAGCGGGACGGCAGCGGGAACCGGAGAGGCGCCAGGGGCGCGCCGAGCCACGAGCCUUGUUACUCUGCCGUGAACUCACGGCCUUUUCUGUGUAAAAACAACAACUCAGAUUGCCUUGCAGACCAAUGCAUCUUUACACGAGGGGCUAGUCGCUGCUGCUGUAAACGUUAUAGUGCCUAUAGCAAUGUCACUGCUUCAGCUGUCCGGUAGCUUUCAGUUCAGCGUGCACACUUCUCUUUUCAUUUAUUUUUUAGUCUUUUUCUUUUGUGGCAGCAGCCGUCGUGUAUUUUAUUUAUUUGUAUUUAUUUUCUCUGAUUGUUGGAGAGAAGACGACCCAGAGGGAAAGUCCAGGCCGCUCGUCACCCCCCUCCCCUCCUCUCCAGACACAAACCUCCUCACACCAGUGGAUCUGAACACUUUACUGACUUGCCAGGAUAAUAAAUGUGUGAACCAGACACUCUGAAGUCUUACGAGGCGUCCUCGGGUGCAGCGUCUCGGCGCCACGUCAGAUCAUAGCACCGUACAGGAGGAUGCCCAGGUUAUUUAUUUCUUAUUUAUAUGCAGAUCAAAUCCUCUGAGGACGGUUUGAUCCCGUCUGUAUAUCAGGCCGGCGUCUGUUUCCACGACACUCUCUUCAACGUUUUUUGUUAAAAUAAGUGAUGAAUGUAUUUAAUGAAAACGUUUCUCUGCCAAAGCGUCAUCUGUGUCACCGGUAAGAGGCUUCACGCGAGCCUUUUGAGGAUUAGACAUAUUUUACAUAAACCAUAGAUACAUAUAUUUAUUUUUCUUUAGAGCGAUGGGAGGCUGAAGUGAUCCAUGCGACUUUCUAAGACGCGAGAGAGAGAGAGAAAGAGAGUCUCACACUGGAGGGGAUUAAGGAAGAGUAUUAGGGCCAGGCAGGAGAAAAUAAAAAUAAUAUUUUAGAGGAGGAAGAUUCUUUUUUCAUUUUGCAUAAAAGUCGAAAUGUCGAGAAAAAAGUCGAAAUGUUGAGGAAAAAGGCAAAAUUUCAACUUUAUUCACGAAAUUUCAACUUUAUUCUUGAAAUUGUAUUUCAACAUUAAUCUCGAUAUUUCAACUUUUUUCUCGACAUUUCAACUUUUUUUCUCCAAGUGCACAAUAAAAAAAAAUCUUCCCCUCUCAAAUAUGUUUUCUCUUGCAUGGCCCUAAUACUCUUCCGUAGGGUAUAGUAGCUCUAGUUUUUGCUGGUUAAGUUUUUAAAUGAUAGAUAUUUCAGGAAUUAUUUUCUCAGUCGAGAAAAAGGCUGCGUGACCCGCGCGGACCUCAGCGUGGACCUCGGAGAGGCUCCGCGUCGCCGCUUUUCGCGCGUCUGGGGACGAGAGCAGCGUUUUGGUUGCGGGUGACUCCGACGUUUGUGUUUGUGCCGCUUCAGUCGUCUGAACGGAGCUGAACGGAGAUCACCGCUUUCCACGUGGCUGCGUGUCCUCUGACUGAACCCUGUGUUUCAAUACAGAAUAAACAGAUUAUUUUAAGGAGAACGGGAGCACGUGUCUUCAUUUAAUCCAUGUCUGCAGGGAA